CCGGCCGCGUGAUCAUUCGUGUCGCUUCCGGUAACCGGGACUCUCGUCGCCUAAGAAAAUUCAUCCGCCGUGCUUGUUUGUUGAAAUUAAACGAGGAACUGGAAGAAUAAUUCUGUGCAGUGAAAAAUUCUUUAAACAAUAUCGAUUCUCGAAUUGUAAUAUUGUUCCUUCGAUGAUGUUUAUGGUAUUUGCCGAAGAAUCGAAAAACCAGGAAACCUGAAGACCUUUGAAUACGAUGAACUUUGAACUGUAAUGGUGUUUUCGAAGAAAUGUUAAGGUUAAAAAAUUCGAUAUUCCGGGGAAGAAUUUAAUUCUCCUUUCAGACUCUUCAUGUUUGCGAGUUCCACGAUUGUGCAACGGUGCAUCGCAGUCUUCUAAUAAAGUCAGUGAAAAACAGUCGAUUUUUCAAUAAAAAUUGAAAUUUUUGUGGCACUUUUUGAAGAAAUCUCAGUUGAUUGUCGCAGGAAUUGUAUUGCGUCAAUUCCAAGUUUUCAGGCCUCUUAUUGCCACGUUAUGGCAAUAGGAUCGAAUUAACUGAUCGGGUAUCAUCGAAACGAUGACUUAAAAUGAUCCUGAUUGAAUAAAAGGGACACUCUGUCUGGUUCGAUACAUUCAGGAUCAACGUUCCCAGUUGGUUUCACUUGAAAAGAGGAAGAAAAUGUAAGAAAAAAUGUGACGACAAUCGUGCCCGAUGAGAAGAGAGGGUGGGUGAGGAUCGAAAGAGAUACCGAAGGCGUGGGUGAACUCGGAGAGAGGAGAUAAAGAUGCCUCGGCCGUCGAGGGACACUUACGGCGAUCAAAAGCCACCCUAUUCUUACAUCUCGUUGACCGCGAUGGCGAUUUGGUCGUCGAGGGAUAAAAUGUUACCCCUCGCGGAAAUCUACAAAUUCAUCGCCGAUCGAUUCCCUUACUACAGGAAGGACACCAGGAGGUGGCAGAACUCUUUGAGGCACAAUUUGUCCUUCAACGACUGCUUCAUCAAGGUGCCCAGAGGACCCCAUCGCCCAGGCAAAGGUGCGUACUGGGCGCUUCACCCAGCCGCCCUCUCGAUGUUCGAGAACGGUUCGCUGCUUCGUCGUCGGAAACGGUUCAAGCUGCACAAACCCGACAAGGAGUUGCUGAAAUCGGAACUCCAGGCACUGGCGUCGGCCAUGCCGCCGCCUCCCCACUCGGAGUCCUCGCCGGUCAUCACGAUAAACCCGAGCGCCCAAACGAAUGGCCUGACGGUCGCGAAUCUGCACCGCCUUCGCGACGAUCUGCUCCGUUGGGAGCUGCACGAGCGUCGCCUCGGGAUGACUUCCGGCGGGAACAGCUCUCCCGGCUUCUCCGCACCGGAAGCCGGCUCCAGCUACUAUCUGCUGUCGCCGGAAGUUCGACAGAGACUCGCCGGGACCGACGAGAUCCUUCGCGGCUACGAGAACAACCUCCUCCAAACGGGUAGCUGGAGCUUCCCCGGGUUCCAGGUGUCCCCGUACGUCUCUCAGCUGUCCUACUUUCAAACCGACAUACCGGACAGCAGACAAAUCUGUCCCGGCGCCACGGAGACCAGCAUCUCCGACAAGACUGAGUCCAGACCGUUCCUGGACACCGGGGGAAGGAGCAGCAAUUCAGAGCCCGAUGGCAAGCUUCGUUCCUCUUCCAUUUUGGAGGCCGGCAUCUCCAGUCAGACGAGCAUCCAACCCGAGCAACAGAAGAAGAAGAAGAAACCCUUCACCAUUGAGAACAUCAUAGCCCCCGAUGAUCAACAAAUGUCCGGGAACAUGGAAGACGAGAAGAGAGGACAUCUACUCGUCCCCCGACCUCUCUACGCGGGAUUCCCGUUCGGUCUGUCCACCGCCAAGGUACCAUACGAGACUGCUACCUGAACAGUGUCCUGUGAACGAUUUCGCCCUAAAAACUGACGGACAGUUACUCCAUGUUGAUGUUUCUGUUACGGUUCCAGCGAGGAGAACGGGGGCUUCCGGUGACAGUGAUGGUGAUUUUCCUCGGAAUUCUGUGUCCUUUGGUGAUUCCAUCGAUCUGUGCGACGAGGAACGUGUAUUUUUGGUGAAUUUUCAUUCCUAGUUAUCUAGUAACUUUUCAUUUUUCACCGGUCUUCUUAAAGAAAUUGCAGUAUUCUUUCUGGUUCUUCGAAAUAUCAGAUUUUUCUUCGUUUUUCAAAUUCUUUCUAUUCUCGAGAAAAUAUUCUAAUGGAAAAGGAUGAUGGAAUAACAGAGAAUGGUACUAUUUAGAAACGUAUGGGAAAUGUUUAUACCUACACGAUAUAUAAAAAUACUCGAACGAAAGUGUCGGUUACACUUGGAAAGUGUUCGAAGCCGCAAGUUUCUAGCUCCUAUAUUCGUAGCUCCUUAAUAGUCACACUAUGUCAUCCUUUAACACGUAAUUACGAAUCUAAUUAAUUUUUAAGAUCUUUCCAAAGCUCUCGACAAAGUAACCUAGCUAAAUGCUUCUUCGAAUUUCUAAUUAAUACAUUGUUGACCGGUCACGAGCUAUUUUUAAUUAGCUAUUUUUAAUUUUCGAAACUCAGGGUAAUAUAUAGGAUAUUGUAAAAGCUUUAUUACAAAAAGAAAAUUACUUUUCUUGAUAUUUAGAUUUUUAGUGUUACAAAGAUUUCAGCCAUUUCGGAUCGCAAUGGUAAAGAAUUUUUCAAUUAAUUAAUUGCAGACACUUUUUCCGACUGUCCUAGGUAUUUUUAAAUAUAUUGCAAUGAUCUGAUUGCUAUACGGAUUAUUGCACA
Osmia bicornis bicornis is the source of this 2737-nucleotide messenger RNA. RefSeq names its product forkhead box protein C1-like. The coding region runs from base 765 to 1865 and encodes 366 amino acids. Lineage: Eukaryota; Metazoa; Arthropoda; Insecta; Hymenoptera; Megachilidae. Gene Ontology annotation, biological process: cell differentiation; regulation of transcription by RNA polymerase II; anatomical structure morphogenesis. The record is from RefSeq and is a predicted model, not a curated record. Gene Ontology annotation, molecular function: RNA polymerase II cis-regulatory region sequence-specific DNA binding; DNA-binding transcription factor activity, RNA polymerase II-specific. The transcript has 3 exons.